This is a messenger RNA of Myripristis murdjan (pinecone soldierfish), 2784 nucleotides long. It is a transcript of the gene cldn2, whose product is annotated as claudin 2. The coding region runs from base 930 to 1766 and encodes 278 amino acids. Gene Ontology annotation, molecular function: structural molecule activity. The transcript has 3 exons. The record is from RefSeq and is a predicted model, not a curated record. Gene Ontology annotation, cellular component: bicellular tight junction; membrane. Lineage: Eukaryota; Metazoa; Chordata; Actinopteri; Holocentriformes; Holocentridae.
CUAUUAACAGUGAUACACAUGCUGCUGGCACACAGCGUGCACACACACGUUAGAUGAGUCUGUGACUGACCGCCAAGGAAUGACAACAUGGCUGUCUCUCUCUUAUCUGGACACAUACUGACAUGGUACAGUGGAUCCUGUGGCGAUGACACCCCCCUGGCCUCGUUUUCAGACUGACCCGCCGCCGUACCCAAUGCCUGUUUUUGGAGGCAAGAAAUGAUUGACAAGAUAAUGAUUAACCGAUUGGCAACAGGGAUGUCUGUGGGUCACUGUCAACGUGUGUGUACAUGACAGGAGGUGAAGGUCUGGAUGAGCUAGAGAGAGAGAGAGAGAGAGAGGGUGAGUGAGAGAGAGAGAGAGAGAGUGAGUGAGUGAGAGAGAGAGAGAGAGAGAGAGAGAGAGAGAGAGAGAGAGACAAAACUAUAAGAGUGAGUGUGUUUGUGUUACAGACUGCUGAGGUGACUGAAGUGAUAGGCAGUCUUGGGGAGUCAUUAUCAACAGGCAGUGAAGUGAACUUUACUCAAUAAGGGAGCACUAGCAGCAGCUGAGGUGGCUUUUUUUUGGGACGUUUUAUUUCCAACCUCGUUCCAAUGCAGCCACCAGAAUAACAGCAGAUCAGCAGUAUAGCUAUUAGCACAGCAGGACCAGGAGCAGAACUGCAACUUUUGCAGUGCGUUCAGUCCUUCAGUCCCAGUUUGACACCGUGAGAGUAGAAACAGCUGCGGUUGUUGUAGUGAUAGGAGAUACAGGCUGUGAAGUGCCUUCAUCCUCAGGAGCAUCAUCUUCCUCCUCCUCCUCCUUCUCCUCCUCCUCCGCUUCAGCUGCCAUCAAAACCACAACUUCAACUCCAGCAUCAGCCUCAGCAGCACAGUCCUCCACUCCGGCCUCCAGCUACAGCCACAACCUCGGCUGCAGUCUCAGCUGUGUUCAUGGCGUCGGCCGCUCUGGAGCUGAUGGGCUUCUUCCUGGGCCUGCUGGGGAUGCUGGGCACUCUGGUGGCCACGGUGCUGCCGUACUGGCGGACCUCGGCCCACAUCGGCUCCAACAUCGUGACGGCCGUGGCCAACAUGAAGGGCCUGUGGAUGGAGUGUGUGUACCAGAGCACGGGCGCCUUCCAGUGUGAGACCUACAACUCCAUGCUGGCGCUGUCCUCAGACCUGCAGGCCUCGCGCGCCCUCAUGGUCAUCUCCCUGGUGCUGUCUGUUUUCGCCAUCGCAAUGGCGGCCCUCGGGAUGCAGUGCACUGUCUGCUUGGAGGGCACCGGCUCGGCCAAGAGCCGCGUGGCCGGCGCUGCUGGUGGCCUGUUCGUCACCGCGGGCUUCCUAGCGCUCAUCCCUGUGUCCUGGACCACGCACGAGGUUGUCCAGACCUUCUACCGGCCCAACAUCCCCAGCAGCAUGAAGUUCGAGCUGGGGGAGUGUCUGUACGUCGGGCUGGCCGCGGCGCUCGUCUCCAUGCUGGGGGGCGGGCUGCUCUGUGUGUCGUGCUGCGAUGAGCAGGGUGGCGUCCGCGGGAUGAGGCGGCACGGAGGUGGGUAUCCGUAUCCAGCAGGAGGCGCCGUGCCUGGCACCGGGAUGGGCGGAGGGACACGGACGACCUCGCAGACCUAUCGCAACCCCACCCUCCAGAUGGGGGGAGCCGCCACGGCCAGCAGGGGGCAGAUGCUGGCCCGCAGCAACAGUAACAGCUCCCAGUCGAGCACGCAUCGAGUGCAAGGCGCCAAGAAAACCCCCGCAGCAGGAUAUGAUGUCACAGGGUACGUCUGACGAUGUCGUUUCUACACUGAAACAUGACUUUGACUGUCAGGUCGAGUUCAAUCAAAAUCAAAUAUGCAUAUGGAGUGUGAAGAGUGUCACCAUGUGUUUUACAGAGCAAUGAGCAGCCAUUACACAGGACAGAAAAACAAGAGAGACAACAGACGCAUCUCAAGUGAAUCUGGUUCACCACCACAGUGUGUCUGGUGGACCCUGUGCUCCACAACGGACCUUUAGUGCCAGGUUUUUUUUCACAUUUUUAAAUGGUUAUCGAUUAUAAGAAGUCAUUGCUAACAUACAUUUGGAAGUGUGGCAUUUCAAAUUCAGUGUUAAGGCAGAAUGAGUAGGAUUGUUUGGUUGUGGUUUGAAACACAAGAUUCAAAGUUGGCUCCUCCCCCCAGCUAACUUAACUGCUGGCAGCGAGUUUUCAUUUCCUAGGACAGCGACGGAAUGAAAUGACUGCCAAAAUGUAAAAAAAUUCUGUCGCUGUUGUAAGAAAAAGCAGUGGCUGCCAUCACGGCCUCUACUUUUCCAGCAGAACACAGGCCAAUGUGUCGCUCUUCAUCCUCCUCUUCUCCCUCAGAAAACUGACAACUUGAUUCAACAGUGUUCACCUGUCAGAUCAACUCAUCAAACUGAAAUGUUCAGGAUGCAGGGCAGCACAUGUUUGUGUUUGCAUUUUCCUUUUCAUUGCGAAAUAUGACUUUCCCUCAUAUUUCAACACCGCUUAUGCCAGUAGGUGUGAAGCGCAAAUAAGUGGUCUGAAUCCGUCCUGGACCUCCAGAGCCUCAGAUGUUGAAGAUGGUGCACAGAUGACAUUUAUUUUCACUCGAUCUGCAGACAUCAUUCAGGGUUUGGUCUUUAUGUUUUGUAAUUUGUUCAGAUGUUUGUUGUACAUAUUCAUGAUGCCUGAUAAGUUUUCACACUGUGCUUGUGCAAACUGACCAGGAUUUAAUUCCAGCACAUCAAUUGACCCUCUGUGAAGUGAUUUACACCGAGUACCAAAAUGUAUCACUUAUUUUUUACUUGA